This is a messenger RNA of Dreissena polymorpha, 2333 nucleotides long. Its product is annotated as histone-lysine N-methyltransferase SETMAR-like. The record is from RefSeq and is a predicted model, not a curated record. Lineage: Eukaryota; Metazoa; Mollusca; Bivalvia; Myida; Dreissenidae. The transcript has 2 exons. The coding region runs from base 1009 to 1446 and encodes 145 amino acids. Gene Ontology annotation, molecular function: nucleic acid binding.
AAUUAAUAAAAAAGUACCGGUAUGCGUGAAAUAAUGCAUAACAGGUUUGAUACCACGAUCAUGCUUCCAUAGUUUACAGAAAAUAUCAAAACAAGGCCAUUGCGCAUGCGGAGAUCAUACCAAAAUGGUUUGACAGAAUGGCGGGAAAUGAUGACUAUGUCGUCUGAUGCGAUAUAUUUUUAUGGCAAAAAAUACCAAAAACUGAUCGGAUAUUGUGCAAUGGAAUAAUAAAUUACACGUUAGGUAUAUGAAUUCAUAAUUUAAAGUAUGAAAACGCUAAAGACUGCAGGGGAUUUGCGAUUCAUUUUGAAUUUUUCGUAAGAAGGCCAGUGUUUAUGAUGUAUAGGGAUGACGCAACCGGUGUUUAAAUGUAAUGAUCGAAUUUAAUUUUGCGUGGAAUACGUAACUUUUAAAUCCGUUAAUUCUUUAAGAUGUGAAAUUCCAUCUUUCAUCACUAAAGAAAACCAUUCGUCGUCUGCGAGAUUCGCAAAUGCGAAGUGCGCAAGAUUACCGGACGCGCAAGAUUAAUGGACUUAACUGUAUUUAGAAAGGGACGCGAAUCGGUAAAAGAUGAUGCUCGAAGUGGUAGGCCGGCGCUAGUUAAACAAACCAUGACGGACAAAGUUAGAGACUUUAUUAAAACAGAAAGGCGUUUAACGGUGCAACAUAUCGCAGAAGAGCUUGGAAUCGGCACUUCAACGGUUUACAGAAUACUAAUCGAGGAUUUCAAAAUGCGCAAGGUUAGUAAACUUCCAAAACUUCUCUCUGAUGAAGAACGAGUGGAACGCGUUAAGUGCUCAGAAGAGUUUUUGAGAAGAUACCGGAAAGAAGGAGAGCGCUUUUUGGACCAUAUCGUCACACUUGAUGAGACGUGGUUAUGGCAUUAUGAUCCGGAGACGAAAGCACAAUCCUCAGUGUGGAAAACAGCAGCAAGUCCUCCGCCGAAGAAAGCCCAGGUUAUGAAGUCCGGUGAUAAACAUAUGUUCAUCUUCUUCAUGGAUAGACGGAAUGCUGCUCAUCCACCAGGUGCCUGAUGGUCAGACGAUAAAUGCUACAUAUUAUCAAAAGGUUCUUCGCCGGGAUUUAAUGAAUGCUCUAAGGAAAAAGAGACCUACGAUUGAUGCCUCAGCCGUCAUACUACACCACGACAAUGCACCUGCACAUAGGGCCCAGUCAACAGUGCUUGAGAUAGAUGUGAUCGGGUUUCAGCGCAUAAGUCAACCUCCUUACAGCCCGGAUUUGGCCCCUAUGGACUUCCGCGUCUUCCCGGAAGUUAAAUCACAGUUGCGCGGUAUUCGCUUUGCAAGUAAACAUGAACUUACAGUUGCAGCACAGCGAUCCGUGUCGUCUUUUGACGCUGACUGGUAUAGAGACACUUUUGACAAGUGGAUUUCCCGACACAUAAAGUGCAUUCGCGUUGGAGGUGAUUAUGUGGAAAAGAUUUGACAGUUGUUAACCUCAUAACGUCAUUGACGUUGAACAGAAACGUUACACGUGCGUCGGUGUGCGCAUUGUGCACAUGUUUAAAUCUCUGAUAUAUAUUUAUUGUUUUAUGUAUUUCCAUGAUAUUUGGAGAGUAGAUUUUGAAAGGACGAAAUAUUCUUAGCAUACUAUUUGUUUAUCUAUUUAUGUUACCAAAUGAAAGUUAGAGGGAAAAUCCACAAACUGUUACAUGUUUUGUAAUUUUCUUUUAUAAUGAAUGUUUCUUGUUACUCUGCAAUCUCAUUAUCAUUAUACUCUUUCGCUUAUUUACAAUCUGUCGAAAUCGACAUCUUAUAUAACAAACAUGAGGAUUUAUAUUGAAAAUUGUAAAUAAACCAAAAUUAUUAAAAGAACAGAUUAGAUGUACCACGAGAUAUGGCCGUCAUACUUCAUCAUUUGUAUCAAGUUGUUAUUCCGUAUAUUAGACCAACGGAUUAAUUUCUUAUCCUCGCAUUUUUUUGUUUGUUCUUGCGCUAGUAUAUCAAAGAGAUCAAAAGAGCGCAAACCAACAAUCACGCGAACAUCAACAGCACAAAGCUUUAUGCUCUUUUAUUUUUCUUAGAUAUUCAUGCUAAACGUAACGUUCAUAUAAAUUACCGCAGAUCUGUCUCAAGGCUUUUUAAAACCAUGAAGAAUAAGACAGAUACAAAUCUACCAUGUGUGCACGGGAAUUCGUUAAACACUUUUAUUUAUUUUGGAUUUAAGCGUUAAAUGAAUUUGUUUUAAGGUGGUGCCCCUGGUGUAAUGAUUGUUGUAUGCUUAUUGUCUUUUUCUAUGUUUUCUUAUAGCAUUGUUUAAUUUUUAGUCGUUCCGAAAAAUAAUUUUAUUAAAACAAAUAAACCACCAGGACU